AUAUAGGUAAUCAAAGUUUAACCAGGAAGAAAAAAUACGUCUGAACGUUUAAACCAUUCCAUAGUCACAUUCAAGUGAAAAGAAGCGGACUGCUAGAGUAAUAAACUUCCUGAAUCUCUUUUAGAACUAAGGAUUUAACAAUUUGCGAUUUUUUCCAGAAUGUGAAAUCACAAGGAGGUGAAAAUGAGUGACCCAGACACUGCAUCCACUUCUCGCGAGGACGAGACUACUCUGCGAGAAAAAGACAUUCUCGCAAUUAAACUUCUUCGAGCCAUAAGAGAGAAGAAAGUCUCGGAGGCGAAGAAAAUAUUGACAGAAAACCCAAACAUACAUUACAGAGAUAAGACCGGAUGCCAAGGUUUACACUAUGCAGCGCAAGAAGGUUUUCUAGAUCUAGUCAAAACACUGAUAGAGGAAGGAGCACAUGUCAACUGUUUUGAUCAAAACGGACAAUCUCCUCUACACAAAGCCAGUUCAAGGGGACAUGUAGACGUUGUAAUACAUUUAGUGGCCAAUGGAGCCCAGGUUGGAUCGUUGGAUUGGAAUAAUCACACACCAUUUGAGAAAGCAGUAAUAUCACGUUCAGUUAAUGUGGUGGAGAUUCUUCUCAUGUUUGGAGCGGAGCCAAACCUGCAGGAUUGGUCAUGGACGAUGGAAAAGUUAGGAGAGAAAGAAAUAAAGAUCCAAGAACUCAUCACAGACCACGUCCCACUAGUGCCCGGAUAUAAAUACGAGGGUAUUCAAUUUGAAGUUGUCUGUGCCAAGCCAAAUGAGGACAUUACCCUUGAGAAAUUACGACUGACACUCUGCGCAAUAGAUGUGCGGAAUUCCUUUAUUUUCUUCUGUCGAAAAAUGCAAUCCGAGUACACAGAACUGAAAUCGCUUUUGCACGAGGAUCAGACACCAUACAGUGAUAUGUUUGAGCUUCGGACAUGGGGAGCCACUCGGAAAACCUUGUCGCUGAAGGUUAUUGUAGAAGGAAUUCCGAAAUGCAACGAACAUCUGUUCGUCGUAUCACAUGAUAGACAAGUAGGACGAGUUGAUAACUUCAUUAAAAACGAAGAUGAAAAUACAACAGAAGUUACGUUGACAAUAAAAAUGAACACCAAAGGACCAACACAAUUUGCUAUUGCCAGCGUCUUUAAGAAAGAAACAUUCGCAAUUUCGGAAGAUGAAGUCGUAAUUAAGCCAACUGCCGAACCAGAGGCGGAAAUUGACAUUCCAAAAGGAACGUUCGAUAAAGCAGCCGAACUACAACUUAAUGUGGUUGACACGAACGAUGUCAACGAGGACGAGGAGGACGAGUCUGGACCUCUACUGAUGACAAACGUCAUCGACAUGUCCAUGAGUGAUGGUCAACAGCCCAAAGAGGAGAUAGUGAUGAAGCUACCAAUCCACAAGAAAGGGGACGAUGUGGAGGAGAUGUGUGUGUUAGCCACAUCAGAAGAGGACCCGGAUGAUGUAGAUGAUUGGGAGGUUAUUGAGGCUCAGACAGAUUCAAAAGGAAAGGCUGCUGUCUUCAAGAUAAAACACUUUUCUAUCUAUGCUGGAGCCAAUAAGAAGAAAGUUUUGGAGGACAAACAGGCAAUAACUGAAGCCAUUGCACGGUCUAUCAAGAAGGAGAGGAAGGUGGAAUUUCGACUUUUUACCAGAUUGGAACAAGAAAGAGGAAAGUUUCAGUUUAUCUUAGAAUGCUGGACUCCAAAAAAACUUAAAAAAGGCGGAAAGUCCAGAUUUGAGAACGAUGGAUGCGAGGUCAUAGACUUACCUGCAAAAUUGUACAUCGUUGAUGAGAACCAGACUUUCAAGUUGAGAUUUAAAGGCAACUGCAGGAAGGUUUCGAGUGAAAACACAACGAAAGUGAAAGAGGAAGGCAACAACGACGACGAGACGAAUGAAGAACAAAAUGAAAAUGAAAACGAAGAUGCAGACUCUGAAGAUAAUGACUUUGUUAUAUUGGACUUCGUAGGUAAAAAAGGUUAUUCAUUUACUAUUGUGGACAUGAUUGUUCUUGAUACCGAGAAGCCUAGUGGAAAGGUGAUCAUUGAUAAGGAAAUUCGAACCAUAGAAAUGAUUGAGCAGAUAGUCAGCGAGCCAAGUGGUAUCUGCAAAGGAAAGGGUCAGGUGGUCCCCGUAGAAAACAUAACAUUCCACUAUGAAGACCUUGCAGAGGUUGCAUUUGGAGUUAAACUUCCACCACCACCUAAGCCAGUGAGAGAGCCUACAGACAUUCAAAUUCAGUCUUUGGUGGAAGAGAAGAAAUUGGAAGAAUUCGUCGAAAAAACGGACGCAGAAUAUCCUACUGAUAAUAAUCAAGAAGAAACAAACCAUGAUAGAAAUAUGGAUAACCUUGCUUCAUACACAGAGCGUGUGUCUUCUACAGCUGAUUCUGUUGAAGUGAAAGAGGAAGAGGACAUUAUGUCUCGAAUAUCAACUCCUGAAAUAAUUGACGAUACGGAAGAACACACUGAAGCAGAGAAAGAAGACGAGCCAGCAUUGAGAACACCAACUCCCGAGAGCGAUGAACCCACAGAAGAGGAUAUAAAAGAAAGAGAACAUGAAGUGCAGAAGCUAGUAGCAAUGGGACUCAACGAAAAUACGGAGCUUUCCUACUCGGUUUUAAAUCCAUCUAGUAUCACCUCUCUUUGUAAAUGUUUGUCCAUGGAAGAAGCAGGACUUUUUGGACUUCAACUAGGGCUGCCAUUAUCCAUAAAGGAAGAUCUGUUUUACGCGGCUAACCCUGCAAAGGAAUUGGCCUUUAGACUACUUGGGAUUUGGAGUGGAUCGAAACAUAGUUCUCGUCGAGUAAGAAGAAUUCAAGAAGCACUUCGUCGGAUUAGCAGGGAUGAUCUUGCUCUUGCAGUUGGAGCAGCAUUUGAAAAUGACUUACCGUUCACUUAAAAUACACUAUCACAUCUUUCUAGGAAUUAGACUCGAUUUAUCACAUUGCAAUACAAUUGGAAUUUAUUGACAGUUCACUGUACGAGUUAAUGUAUUAUUAAUAUUAUUAUUUCAUAAUUAUUUUAUUAUUGUUAUUAGUAGUAUGCAUAAGUCGCAUAUUUUGUAUAGCAUGGUGCACAAGCUUGUAAAAUUUAAGUUAUUUUAUGUAUAAGGAAAAACUCCAAAAAUGUUAAAGUAGUGAUGCCAGUUAACUUUCAAACCCCCCAAAUAUUUACCGAAAACAAUAUCUUAAAUGAUUAACUUUGAUUAACAUGAUUUUAUUUCAUCAGAUCUGCACUAGGAGAUAUAUGUAUCUACCGUAAAUCGAAUUUUCACGAUGUAGAUGUAAAGUAUAGUUGAUAUUUCACCUUAGAUGUUAAAGUCACAAUGGUCUUUUCCUCACAAUAUUUGAAAAAAUAAAAACAAUGUUUUGUUAUUAUUUCACUGUAUUUAAUUGCUUAUGAAAAUGAUACAAAUCAUUCAUAUAAUAUAUUUCAAAUCCAUCCAUAGGUGUGAUUUUCUCCUAAUUUAAAUCCAUUUUUCUACUUCAACGGACAACAAAAUUUGAAAUAAUUUAUUUCAAAUAAUAUUUUUUUAAACAUGUACAGUGGAGCCUCAGUUAUCUGGACGCCUUCGUUCCCAAGUUCAAUCGUCCGGAUAGAUGAAGCGUCCGGAUAUCUGAAAUGUGUCUAUUGUUGUCAUGAAUGAUAAUGAUAGUGUUGAUACUAGGUUUUUUGCCUUUCAUACCAUAUAGCAACACAUGCUAGAGUUGUCUGUUGAUAUGAACGUUUUUAAGAGAUAAAGAACUCUGGUUUAUUUUAUCAUUUUGUCAAGAAAUAUUAACCGGACAAUAAUGAUAACCGAAUCUAGCUAAAUUCUUUGUGUCCAAGUGUGAUAUGUGUGUGAUACACUGUUGUUCGCAAUUUUCCAAUUUUUGAAAGUGAUUUGGGAAGUCAGUGUUUUUAUACAAGCUACUCAUGAGGGUCUAGCAUGUAAAAAAGGUGUAAAACUUAAUUGACAGGGGUAAUCUUUUGUUUUGAGUAGGGUAUCAUUAAAUUUUACCGUCCGGUUAAAUGAAGCAAGAUUAGUAGUAAAUCAGUGCUUUGUGGUAAAAACAGACCGUCCGGAUCCGGAACACGAAAUUCCGGAUAAAUGAGACAAAAUAACGUAUAAAAAAUCUGUCCCAAAUAAUAUCGUCCGUAAACUGAAGCGUCCGGUUAUCUGGCGUCCGGAUAUCUGAGGCCCCACUGUAUAUACAUUUUAGAAAACUUGUUGAAAAAAGAAUUAACAUUUUCGUGUUGUUCAGUUCUUUUUUUAUUUCAAAACAUCAACUUGUUUAUUGCAAAUUUAUUCUUUAUAUAGUUUUUUUUAGAUGGGCUGAAAAGUGAUAAAACCAUGGGUAAAAAAAUUCCAUCAGGGUUUUCUAAGGAAAUACUGGUCAAAAAAAGUGCUCAACAUCAUAUUUUGUUCGAUUCGAAUAUGAGUAAUUGUUGAAUAGAAUAUUUUACUGUCAUAUAUUGAAAAGCAAAAUUCAUGCAUAAUGUUGUACGUUCAUUUUUAUGUUACAUAUAAGAAAAAAGAAAUGAUUUUGCCGUUAUUGUUUUUAUUUGAUGUUUUGGUUACACAUCCUCCUUGAGAAUUAUUCUUUUAUGUCUGCCAUUGUUGUGUUUGAUAUGCUGAAAAAAGUAUGGUUUCCAAUAAAACAUAAACCUGAA
Messenger RNA from Magallana angulata, 4655 nucleotides. RefSeq lists its product as uncharacterized. The transcript is spliced from 22 exons. The record is from RefSeq and is a predicted model, not a curated record. Gene Ontology annotation, molecular function: protein binding. NCBI's taxonomy places the organism in Eukaryota, Metazoa, Mollusca, Bivalvia, Ostreida, Ostreidae. The coding region runs from base 184 to 2901 and encodes 905 amino acids.